AUGGGAGGCAAUUCUGCAGAAGAAGAAGCCAAUUUAAAAAGCCUUGGCCAUCAAAUGAUAGACAUCAAGGAUUACGAAGAUGGCAGCCUUGUCCAUCAAAUGAUGGAGCGGAUGAGAAAGAUCAAUAUCCCAGUGUCACCUAGCGAACCCACCGUCGGUCAAAGCCCUUGCAUCUUCAAGCUUCCCGACAGGUUCAAGGACAAGAACGGUAAGUCGAACGUGCCCCAGAUGGUCUUCAUCGGACCCUACUACGGCGACUAUAUGGCUCAUCCUCAUCGGCAGAUGCAGGAGUUGAAGUGGCAGUGCCUCAAAUACUUGCUCAAAAACAACUUGCCAGACUUAGACUGCUACAUAGACGGCAUACGUUCACUUGAAAUCGAAGCCAAAGCGUGUUAUUCCGGAAAGAUCGACCUCAGUACGGAUGAGUUCCUCGAAAUGAUGGGUGAUCAGGACUGCGAAGACCACCCUCUCGCCUGUAUGGAGAGGGGAAUAUUACCAAAGAUCUACGGUGACCUGCUCUUUCUUGAUAAUCAGAUCCCGUUUUUUGUUCUAGAAAAGUUGUUUGAAAUUUCCAUCAUGACUUUCGAGGGUACAGAUCCAAUCUUGUCCUGUAUCGUCGUAAACAUUUUUUCGGAGAUAUUGGGAAUUGAACGCCCCGAAGACGAGUACUACUCUAGGUUCCGCAAGCGCAAACUCUUGCAUUUGCUGCAUAUUGUUCGGUUAAUUUUUACACUCGGUUUUGAACCCUAUAGUCAUCGACCACCAGGAUUCCCGCUACAGUACCGGUGGAGACCAUUCAAUACUAUCCCUUCUAUCUCGAAGCUCCGCCGUGCAGGAAUCAAAGUCAAACAACGAGAAAAAGACAACUUCUUGAAAGUAAAAUUCCUGCGUGGUGGUGUUAUUGAGAUGCCGAUCAUAAUUCUCAAUGAAUUAAUGUGUUCUUUUUUGGUUAACUCUGUGGCAUUCGAGCAAUGCCACAACAAGAGUCCAAAGCAUUUCUCGGUCUACGCCCUUUUCUUGGAUUGCCUUGUCAACACUGCAGGACAUGUCGAAUACCUUUGCGACCACGGAGUCAUUGAAAAUUACUUUGAGACCGACGUCGCUGCUAGCUUCAUCAACGAUUUGGGCAAGGGCUUGACCUUUAAUUGGGAUUACCUUGAGUUCUUCUGGUUGUGCGAUAGUGUCAAAGAGUAUUAUCAAAAUAGGUUACAUCGGCACUGGACAAGCUUCAAGGGUGAGUAUUUUGACAAGCCAUGGUUGUGUAUUUCGGUAUUCGGUGGUGUUGUGCUCUUAGUGCUUUCGUUUUUUGCAGACCUACUACACCAUCCAUCCUAAACACUAGACCCUCCCCUCCUCCUCCCUCCGCAUAAGUGUAUGUUAAUAUUUAAGAUCUGUGUGCUCUUCUAGUUUACUGUGUGCUCUUUUCUGUUCUUGUAGUGAAGUACUGAUUUUGCCAAGUGUAAGCCCUGCGCUUGCGAGGCAAAAAGUUACGUGUACAUGUAAAAUGCUAG
Corylus avellana is the source of this 1511-nucleotide messenger RNA. Lineage: Eukaryota; Viridiplantae; Streptophyta; Magnoliopsida; Fagales; Betulaceae. The record is from RefSeq and is a predicted model, not a curated record.